AUGGUGUCAGAGUAUACUACAAACGUUUUAGACUUAGUGUCUAGAACAAAAACACUCCAGGAGGCUGUGGAAGAGCUCGUUUCACACAUCCACGGUGCGGCGCUCGCGCAAGCGCUGCACAGCUGGAGUCUGGACUUGGGAGCAGCGUCUCAAAACGCUACCGCAACACGAGAGCGAGCAAUAGCCGCACUAUGUAGCUGGCAAGUGCUCGACGCCCUCGACGCGGGAACCGCUCCAGCCGGCUGUGUGAUAUUUCGCGACAUCACCGAAGCCGAGGCGCACCAGCUCCGGGAGCGAUUCCUUAGCAUAGGCUGGGCAGCGGAAGAGCCAGAACCAACAGUGAACGGCGCCCGGGUUCCUGAAUCGCAAGAUACAGGCUCCAGCGAGCCGUCUGGGUUCUCUCUGCGCGCACUGAAGCCCAGUGACUCCGCUCACUUCGGAAAAGUCUUUCAGUUGCAGGAUGCGACCGUCGCGACGGAGUACAUCGACGACGAAGAGCUUAUAUCAAGCACCGAGCUUUCCGGGGCACAGAACUCCGAGCAAGCGAACGGAAAGACUUCUGGCUGUGGGACAUCCGGAGUGGCUUUGGCCAAUCGCCAGCCAUGUGCAAACUGCACAUGUGGACGGCGAGACCAGCAAGAUGCCGCAGUGAACGGUGGUUCUUUUUCAGAGAAUACCGCAAAGAGUGACCCAGCAGGGAAGACGCCAACUAUGGAGACUGGCUCCUGUAACAGUUGUCAUCUCGGAGAUGCCUUUCGCUGCGCGAGCUGCCCCUACCUCGGCUUGCCGCCCUUCAAGCCUGGUGCCCCGCUCAAAAUCGACGCCAAGCUUCUCGAAGGAGACCUCUGA
Cyanidioschyzon merolae strain 10D is the source of this 849-nucleotide messenger RNA. RefSeq lists its product as hypothetical. NCBI's taxonomy places the organism in Eukaryota, Rhodophyta, Bangiophyceae, Cyanidiales, Cyanidiaceae. Gene Ontology annotation, molecular function: iron-sulfur cluster binding. Bases 1 to 849 code for a protein of 282 amino acids. Gene Ontology annotation, biological process: iron-sulfur cluster assembly. The transcript has a single exon. Gene Ontology annotation, cellular component: cytoplasm. The record is from RefSeq and is a predicted model, not a curated record.